This is a messenger RNA of Diachasma alloeum, 435 nucleotides long. RefSeq lists its product as uncharacterized. Bases 1 to 435 code for a protein of 144 amino acids. The transcript has a single exon. The record is from RefSeq and is a predicted model, not a curated record. Gene Ontology annotation, molecular function: zinc ion binding; nucleic acid binding. NCBI's taxonomy places the organism in Eukaryota, Metazoa, Arthropoda, Insecta, Hymenoptera, Braconidae.
AUGACAGCAGUCGAGUUUUGUGAGAAGUUCGAGGAGGUGAUUCGAACUUACGAAAAUUCAGCAGACGCCACCCCUUCAUCCGAUGAGGAAAAGAGGGACGCAUUUAAUAAUGCCAUCAUGGGGUCUGUACCGAUGGUACAGUACCUACAGUCCUCAGCUAAACUUAGAGGUGAGCAGCCCCCAACUUAUGAGCAAUUAAAACUUGUUGUUAUGCAGAAAGAAGCAUUAAGGAAACAGUCUGGGGAGAGGAGCAGUGAGGUGAGAGCUGCGAACCUCACCGGAUUUAAGGAGAGAUGUUUUAAGUGCAGGGACUAUGGGCACCUCGGCCGAAACUGCCCGGGCAAGGGUAAGGGCAAAAUGUGUUACAGUUGUAAAGGCUACGGACACAUAAUUAAGGAUUGCCCAAACUCAGGUAAGAAAAACAACAAGCCAUAA